UGAUGUGAAUGAGAGCUAUGGAAGCACCAUUAUGGGGAACUUGUUGAGGGUUGCGAAGGAGGAGGAGGGGAAGUGAGUGGUUACUCAUUUGGAAGCGAAUCGCGUGAUGACUGGUUAUUAUCUGCAGAAGAGUUUGUUUGAUUUCAUUGAUGUUGAUUCGUUUGGGAGGGAUUCUUCUUUCUUGAGAUCUGUUAUGAGUGCUUUGAAGCUUGGUGGUUUGCUCUAUGUUACUUCAACUGAUGGCUAUUCUUCUGGUGGUUACCGUCCUCAUCGUUUUUUAGCUGCAUAUGGAACCUAUGUGCACCCUAUGCCAUUUUCGAAUGGGAAUGGUUUGCGAAUGCUUAUAGGUGGGGCGGUAAGGGAGGCUGCAUUGUUGGGGUAUUCCAUUACUCCAUUAUAUUCGUACUAUGCUUGUCAUGGACCUGUUUUCAGAGUCUUGCUCAGAUUAAAUCGUGGGAAGAUUUAUGACAGCAGGCAUUAUGGUUAUAUUGGGUUUUGCCACAAGUAUGGAAAUUCCCAUGAAUUUUCUUGGGAUCAGCUUGGUCAGUUCAGUUGCUCCUGCAGUAUGCCACAGACAACACAUUCUGAACAAAUCAAACUCCAAAUCCUGGUCAACAGGAAAACCUAAUCCAGUACUUCUUCAACGCAAGCAGUGAGGUCAUCUCCUUCCUCGCAACAUCCACAGCUCCUCCCGCUUCCAACUACACAUAAACCUGAAACACGCUACAGGGACAGGUGCUGCAGGGGUGACGAAUACCCACGAAAUUAAACUCCUCUCCAUUGCAUACUCCAUCACGACGUUCUGUGACAUCAGCGAAAUUGAGCAGCUAGAGUAGAAUACAGAUGAAAAAAGUCUCACAAAGGAAGGGCCACGAUUAAAGACAUCAAAUGAAGAAGAGAGAGUCAAAUGGACGGCUGAGAUUGGAAGUUCUUUUAGGAAUAGUGAUUUCUUGUCUUUCUUUUAAGGUGUAGUAGAUAAGUGAAUGAUUAAAACACAUAUUUAACUCAUUUUGGUGUAUUAAAUUACUCUCACAAUUCCGA
Molecule: messenger RNA, 1041 nt
Organism: Lotus japonicus
Lineage: Eukaryota; Viridiplantae; Streptophyta; Magnoliopsida; Fabales; Fabaceae
Exons: 4
Coding region: 107-628 (173 amino acids)
Biological process (GO): tRNA N2-guanine methylation
Cellular component (GO): nucleus
Molecular function (GO): RNA binding
Source: RefSeq, a predicted model, not a curated record